AUGAUGACAAACCGGCAUGUGAGGAAGCUGAGGGAAGAACAUUCACAGCUGCUGGGGGAGAAAAUGGUGAAAGAAGCCGUGAGAAGAACGAAGACGGGUGUGAGGAGCAUGAAGGUAGAGAUGGCGUGCGACUGGGGGCAAGGAGACCUACGGGUAGGAGGAUGGGAAGGUUCAGUGUGGGAUAAAGCCCAGGAGCAGGAGGAAGCAGAGAGUGAGAGCAAGGAAAUGGGGGCAUGGGAGUGUCCGCCUGCAGGGGAAGAAGUAGGGCAUACAAUGGGAGUCCUGUUCCUCUAUAUCCUUCCAAUCUCCAUUCACUUGCCGGGUUGCGUUUUGAUGUGGCGUUCGCGUGCAGUGAGGGAUCUUUUCAAGAUGUGCGACGACGUGCUUAUAUCUCCGGAAGACAUGCUCCACAUGCUGCUCGUGCCGCUCGUUGCGCAGCACAUCCCCGGCUUCAACGCCACCUUCACCGACACUGCGUGCUACUCGGGUCCCCCAGUGAUCCCGGUCCUCCCGCUCUGCUGCGACCCGCUCACCAUCCCCGCCACCUGCCUGCCCGGUGCGGUCAACAUGACGGCUGCUAAGGGUGUGGCGGGGCGCCCCCUAGACCCGGCCAUGUGCGCCCACUUCCCCUACUCCAACGCCACCUGGCCCUUCCCUGACACUUUGGGCAACGACAUCAAUGCUCCUUACCCCUACACUCCUACUCCUUUGCCUCCUGCUCCUGUUCCUGUGCCCUCCCCUCCCGCCCCUGCCCUUUCUCCGCCUACCUCCUCGCCGCCAGCGCCCAUUACUGGUGCUCCUCCCCCAAGCGUCGUGCCUCCAUCCCCCCCAUCUGCCCCUCCUCCUCCCGCUGGCCCUAGCCCCUCUCCUCCUCCCCCCAAGGCUGAAGGGCCGAGUGGAGUCUCUCUCGCUGCUGCGGUUCUGCUGCUGCUGAUGGUUGUGCUCAUGGUGGAGGUAUGA
Messenger RNA from Closterium sp. NIES-65, 960 nucleotides. Lineage: Eukaryota; Viridiplantae; Streptophyta; Zygnematophyceae; Desmidiales; Closteriaceae. The record is from the annotation of a GenBank genome assembly.